GAGAGGUUGGUUCCAGCUCUAGAUCUCCAGUCAGUAGCUAUCUUCCCCCCCAGCCAGUCAGCCUGAAGUUGGACAUCAUCCCACCACCCCACAUCCACAACAUGAGCGGAAAACGGAAAUUGAGUUUCAAGUGGUUUGGGAGUCUCUCCAACCUAUCCUUUCGUCGUGGAUCAUCGUCAGACAAAUCUCCCUCCAAGUCUGACGGGGGCAGAGCUCUGGAUGUGGUAUCCUCCCCCGACGCCGCGGAGACGUCUGUUGACGACAUGGAUAUGACUCGUCCGCGCACCUCCAGCUACGCCCGCUCCAGCGACAACUACACCCACAUGGGCACCUUGCCCCGCCUCCUCCUCAGGAAGAGAGACAAGAGUGGGAAUUCUGUGAAAGGAGGAACCAAGAAGGGGGCGGGGCUGGGCAGGAGUCAGAGCCAGCGGCCGGGAAGGGACCAUGUCUGUAGCUCUCCCCUUCUCACAGCUCUAUCUAGCAAGCCUGGCUCCAGACAGGACGAGCCUGGCACCAGACAGGACGAGCCUCGCUCACCUCUAUCUAGCCAGGCUGGUCCUGGUCCAAAGACCCAACAGGCCCAGGGGCUACCUCCCAUCCCCAGAGGGGGAUCACUCAGUAGAAGUAAACACAAAGACCCACACGCCCAGGGGCUGCCUCCCAUCCCCAGAGGGGGAUCACUCAGUAGAAGUAAACACAAAGACCCACACGCCCACUGCGAGGAAGGAAAACCACAGCCAAGUCAGCUACUGUCAGCUCAGGCUGUGGGGUCUGCUUCCUCCUCUACUGGCUGUGAUGACGUACCUGAAGGAAACACAGUCACCACUGAUCAGGGUGUUCCAUCUCCAGAUACAGCAUCAACUGGUGGGGCCAGAAGAAAUCUUCCUUCUGUUCCUGGUCAGUCAGUUUCCAUGUCCUCACAGAGCCAGGUGAACAUUCAGACAGAAGAGCCAUCUCCAACCCCUAAGGUUCCUAAGACAUCCCUGCCUGGGACCCAGGUCACCCAGCAUUGUGAGGAGGGCUUCCCCAGGGAGAGAGCUGAUAACCUAGUGACAGACAGUAACUCCAGCUCCCUGCCUGAGACGGCCUCCUGUGGUUCUAGUGGAAGAGACCUUCAGAGGGAAACUCAUCCUGGUGAACCUGUGAACAGCCACAUGGACCCAACAGACAGCCAGGGUGAAUAUGUCAAGUUCUCCAAGGAGAGGUACCUGCUGGAGUCUGCACCAGAGAAACUACACACGGAGCUGGAGGAGGAGCUGAAACUCUGCAGCAGCGAUAUCAGGAGCCAUGGCUGGUACCAUGGACACAUCCCACGAGAGGUGUCGGAGACGGUGGUGCUGCGAAACGGUGAUUUCCUGAUCCGUGAUUCGCUGAUAAACGUGGGCGACUAUGUCCUGACGACCAGGUGGAACUAUGAGGUUCUGCACUUCAAGAUCACCAAGGUCCUGGUCAGGUCCAGCACUGAGUCUAAGGUCCAGUACCUGUUAGAGAAAGACAGUUUCGACUCCAUACCUGAGCUGAUGAGGUACUACGUGGCCGGACGGAGACCUGUCUCCCAGCCCAGCGGAGCCCUGAUCUACUGUCCAAUCAUACGCACCCUCCCUUUGCGUUACCUGGAAGCAACGUUUGCCUUAGCCAAUAGCAGACAUGGCCUAGCCCACUCACCAUCCAGUCAGAAAGGAGCGUACAUUAAGAGGCGGAGCGUGACCAUGAACGACGGAUUGACCACGGACAAGCUGAUACCUCACAGCUCCUCUACUAUUCACAAAGACGCCAUGAGGAACUGUGCUCUGAGUAUGGACCUCAUCCAGGAGUAUCGCCGUCCUCCUUUAGGGGAGACACCGCUCUCCCCAGCCUACAGCCACAUCCACAGACACAGAACCCAGUCAGGGGUUAGAGUGGUGCCCCCCUCGCCAGUCCUGAGACACUCCAGCGACCCCCAGCUCAGCCCUGGCUCCAACAACAACCUACCAGACAUGCUAGCAGCCAGCUCCCACUCCACCCCGGGCCCCUGCUCCUAUGAAACCCCAUCAGAUGGCUUCGAGACGGGGGGCAGCUACUGCGACUUACGGCCCACCCCGGCCCUCUGUCCUAAGGCUCCCUGUGCCGCCGGCAUGCACCCCACACCUCCCACUAAGAGCUACGUGGAGAGGCUGCGUGUGGAGGAGGGCCAUGGGCCUGCCCCAGGGAGAGACGAUGGGGCUGGAGAAGAGGUGUUCAUCGCCCCCCUAGUGGAGACAGCCUCCUCCUUCAGACCAGGGAAGUACCUCUCGCCACUGAUGCCCCAGGAGAACAAGCCCUUAGAGAUGAGCAUUCUGAAGAGGGUUAAAGAGCUUCUGGCGGAGGUGGACGUUAGGACAGCUGCUAAACACAUCACCAUGGCUGACUGCACGGUUGCUAGGAUACUGGGUGUUACCGAUGAGAUGCAAAGGAUGAUGGGAGUGGGCUCGGGACUGGAGUUGUUGACUCUUCCUCACGGACACCAGCUGAGACUGGACCUACUGGAGCGGUUCUAUACUAUGUCCAUAAUGACAGCUGUGGACCUGCUGGGCUGUACCGGCAGUAAAGAGGAGAGGGCUGCUCUGCUCCAUAAGACCAUCCAGCUGGCUGCCGAACUCAAGAGCAACCUGGGGAACAUGUUUGGCUUCGCCGCUGUGAUGAGAGCACUGGAGCUACCACAGAUCUCUCGUCUGGAGCACACGUGGAUGACGUUACGUCAGAGACACACAGAGGGAGCCAUCCUCUAUGAGAAGAAGCUCAAGCCGUUCAUGAAGAACAUGAACGAUGGCAAAGAGAGCACUGUGCUGUCCAACACCUCCUUCCCUCAUGUGGUUCCUCUGCUGUCUCUGCUGGAGAGGAGUGUGGUCGUGGGGGAGGGGCCAGGGGCGGGGAUAGAAUCCUGGGAGAAAGUGGAGGCGGGGGUUGACGUGGUGAUGUCACACCUGGAGGCAGCCCGGACCAUCGCUCACCAUGGGGGGUUGUAUCGCACCAACGCUGAGACCAAACUACAAGGCUUCCAGGAGAGGGAGGAGGUUCUGGAGAUCUUCCGGACAGAGUUCCAGAUGAGGUUGCUAUGGGGAAGUCGGGGGUCGGAGGGUAGCCAAUCAGAGCGCUAUGAGAAGUUUGACAAAGUUCUGACCGCUCUGUCUCACAAGCUGGAACCUCUUGUACGCCACAGUGAACUAUAGCACCCAUCUCACCGAACACCCCUAUACACAGCACUCACAGUGGUAUGGCCCGUCUCCCCACACUGCUGCUGGAUGAUUCCAUUGUGAGGGGAGGAAGCAGCUAACAGAGACAAGAAAAUAGAAUGAGAGAAGACGAGGGUACGCUAGGAGAGAAGGAGCGUCUCGCUGUAUAUCCCCAUAAAAGUCAUAAUGGGCUUUUUCAGAGUUCUUAAACUGUGUGGGAUGUGACAUAUUCUGCCUAUCUUCGAAGUACAGAUAAUUGUAUGGUGUGCGCUUAGGGUCAAACAACACAGGGGAGGGAGUAUAGGGAAGACAAAGCUCUGGUUUGUCUAAAACCUCCCUCACUAGUACUGUCACACUCUGUAGUAUCACCAAUUUAAAGAGACAGUAAUAUUUAAGACAAUGUUUGUGCUCUUCAGGACACCUGUAUAAAACAUAUACAACUAUCUAUCUCUAUGACCUGUGUCACCAGACCUCAGCUUCAGACUGAGAGGUAGUGUGUUUUGGAAUCUGUUGUUCUUGUAUAGACUCUCUGCAUGUCAUUAACAUGUCAAUAAUAUUUCUAGCAUGUCAUUAAUGUUUCUGGCAUGUCAUUAAUGGCAUGUCAUUAAUGUUUCUGGUAUGUCAUUAAUGUUUCUGGCAUGUCAUUAAUGUUUCUGGCAUGUCAUUAAUGUUUCUGGCAUGUCAAUAAUGUUUCUGGCAUGUCAUUAAUGUUUCUGGUAUGUCAUAAAUGUUUCUGGUAUGUCAUUAAUGUUUCUCAAAUCAAAACAAAAUGAAAUUGUAUUGGUCACAUGCACAUAUUGGGCAGAUGUUAUUGCGGGUGUAGUGACAUUCUUCUGGCAUGUCAUUAAUGUUUCUGGUAUGUCAUUAAUGU
Oncorhynchus masou masou (cherry salmon) is the source of this 4062-nucleotide messenger RNA. RefSeq names its product SH2 domain-containing protein 3C-like. Lineage: Eukaryota; Metazoa; Chordata; Actinopteri; Salmoniformes; Salmonidae. The coding region runs from base 102 to 3188 and encodes 1028 amino acids. The transcript has 13 exons. Gene Ontology annotation, molecular function: phosphotyrosine residue binding; guanyl-nucleotide exchange factor activity. The record is from RefSeq and is a predicted model, not a curated record. Gene Ontology annotation, biological process: positive regulation of peptidyl-serine phosphorylation; small GTPase-mediated signal transduction.